Megalobrama amblycephala (Wuchang bream) is the source of this 998-nucleotide messenger RNA. It is a transcript of the gene dck, whose product is annotated as deoxycytidine kinase. Gene Ontology annotation, biological process: nucleobase-containing compound metabolic process. Gene Ontology annotation, molecular function: deoxycytidine kinase activity; ATP binding. NCBI's taxonomy places the organism in Eukaryota, Metazoa, Chordata, Actinopteri, Cypriniformes, Xenocyprididae. The transcript has 7 exons. The coding region runs from base 131 to 922 and encodes 263 amino acids. The record is from RefSeq and is a predicted model, not a curated record. Gene Ontology annotation, cellular component: mitochondrion; cytoplasm.
GCAGCUGUUUCCGGUGGGAGGCACCUGCAGUUUAAGCGCCAGAAUUUGAUGUCCCGCCUGUUUUUCAUCGAGUGACCCACUGUAACUGUUAGUGUUAUUGCACAUUUCUGCAUUACUGCAUCAAGAUAAAAUGUCUCCAACAGCCAAAAGAGCCUGUCCCAGUCCUCUGAAUGACAGUCUGGAGAAAAGACUCAAACGCAUCUCAGUUGAAGGCAACAUUGCGGCGGGUAAAUCCACUUUUGUUCGUCUGCUGGAGGAACAUGAUAGAGAAUGGGAGGUAGUACCGGAACCCAUCGCUAGAUGGUGCAAUGUACAAACUCAUCAAAACGAGUACGAGGAAUUGACCACCUCUCAGAAGAGUGGAGGAAACGUGCUGCGGAUGAUGUACGAGAAGCCCGAGCGCUGGGCGUACACCUUCCAGAGCUACGCCUGCAUGAGCCGCAUCCGCUCGCAGAUCAAAUCCACCGACGGCAAACUCCGAGAGGUGGAGAAUCCCGUGCAGUUCUUCGAACGAUCGGUGUACAGCGACAGGUACAUCUUUGCCUCUAACCUCUAUGAGAGUGAGUGUGUGAAUGAAACCGAGUGGGCGAUUUAUCAGGACUGGCACAGCUGGCUGCAUAAGCAGUUUGGGAAGCACAUUGAGCUGGACGGCAUUAUCUACCUACGCGCAAAACCGGAGAGGUGUUUGGAGCGAUUGCAUUUGAGAGGAAGAGACGAGGAACAGGGAAUUCCACUGGAAUAUCUGGAGAAACUCCACUAUAAACAUGAGUGCUGGUUACAGCACAGGACUAUGAGUAUGGAAUUUGAGUAUCUGAAUGAAGUGCCGGUUCUUACCCUGGAUGUCGAUGACGAUUUUAAAGACAACAAGGUCAAGUGUGCUGAUAUGAUCGAGAAGGUAAAGGAAUUUCUGAGCAGCCUGUGAUUAUGAUGAGAAAUGGUCCUUGAUGGACAGAAUCAUUUAACAUGGUCUAUUUUUUACAUUUUGAAACUUAUGUGUG